Messenger RNA from Solea senegalensis (Senegalese sole), 5205 nucleotides. RefSeq names its product glycogen synthase kinase 3 beta, genome duplicate a (gene gsk3ba). Bases 766 to 2043 code for a protein of 425 amino acids. The transcript has 11 exons. Lineage: Eukaryota; Metazoa; Chordata; Actinopteri; Pleuronectiformes; Soleidae. Gene Ontology annotation, cellular component: cytosol; beta-catenin destruction complex; axon. The record is from RefSeq and is a predicted model, not a curated record. Gene Ontology annotation, biological process: negative regulation of canonical Wnt signaling pathway; insulin receptor signaling pathway; regulation of microtubule cytoskeleton organization. Gene Ontology annotation, molecular function: beta-catenin binding; ATP binding; protein serine/threonine kinase activity.
AGGUUUGAUACGCAGCGACAAAGACAGCGAGCUUGAAACCUAUGGGGAAGGAAUAAAAAAAGAAAUUCGGUUUCGACGCGCUCCGCUCUCACAGACCAACGUUUUACCGGAGAGCUAGCCGCCCCGGGGCCUCUGUAGAGACACCGACAUUUAACGGUGGGUUUUAAGCGACAGGUAAGCCGCUGAAUUCGCGGAAGAAAACUGUGUCAACUGGCAGAUUUUCCGUUGGACCGUCUGUAGGCUAGCGUAUAGCGAGGGAGCCGCCAUGGCAGUCGGAUCAUUGAGCCUCCACAUCGGGAUAUGAAGAGGAACUGCAUGUGCCCCGAAUCGUCAAGGAAAAGCGCCACACUUGCUGUGACCCGUACCGGAUCUUUACUCUGAACAUCUGAAACUCAUAUUCGUAAAGCUGAUUCCAGAAGGACAAUUGCAGUUGGUUUUUAAUAGCGGGGAGCCACAGGGAGAGGCCAGAUUCAUGACUAUUUCAGUCGGAGACGUGUCUUAAAAGGCCCGCUGAACAGAAAACCUGGACCAUAUUGAGGAAACGAUGUUCUGAUUGAGCGCUGCUGGCAAAGAAAAGGGUCGUUGAUUCGGUGAUAGCGAAGUGGUGUGAAGGAUCGAGGGGAUUUUGACUGUCCUCCCUGUGAAUUACACUGAUAUUCAUUUACUGGCAUCCUCUUUUGGAUGAGAAGACUCGGCGUAUCGAUCAGCCCUGCCGUUUAGCAAGUCACUCACUGUCUCCAAGAAGAUAAUCAAAGGGAUCGGAUCAUGUCGGGUCGGCCCAGGACCACAUCUUUCGCAGAGAGCUGCAAGCCAGUGCCGCAGCCCUCUGCUUUCGGCAGCGUCAAAGUCAGCAGAGAUAAGGAUGGAAGUAAGGUAACAACAGUCGUGGCCACUCCAGGCCAAGGCCCUGACCGGCCACAGGAGGUGAGCUACACGGACACUAAGGUCAUCGGCAACGGCUCAUUCGGCGUUGUGUACCAGGCGAAACUGUGCGACUCCGGAGAGUUGGUGGCCAUUAAGAAGGUCUUGCAAGACAAGAGGUUUAAGAAUCGUGAGCUGCAGAUCAUGAGAAAGUUGGACCACUGCAACAUAGUCCGCCUGCGUUACUUCUUCUACUCCAGUGGUGACAAGAAAGACGAAGUGUAUCUGAAUUUGGUCCUGGACUAUGUCCCCGAGACGGUCUACAGAGUGGCAAGACACUACAGCCGAGCCAAACAGACCCUUCCCAUGGUUUUUGUCAAGUUGUACAUGUACCAGCUGUUCAGGAGCCUGGCCUACAUCCAUUCGUUUGGGAUCUGCCAUCGGGACAUCAAACCCCAGAACCUGCUGCUGGAUCCUGAGACCGCUGUGCUUAAACUCUGUGACUUUGGCAGUGCUAAGCAGCUGGUCCGCGGAGAGCCAAACGUGUCCUACAUCUGCUCUCGCUAUUAUCGAGCCCCUGAGCUCAUCUUUGGUGCCACUGACUACACCUCCAGCAUAGAUGUGUGGUCAGCUGGCUGCGUACUGGCAGAGCUGUUACUAGGGCAGCCAAUCUUUCCUGGCGACAGUGGAGUGGAUCAGUUGGUCGAAAUUAUCAAGGUUCUUGGCACCCCAACCCGAGAGCAGAUCCGUGAGAUGAACCCCAACUACACUGAGUUCAAAUUCCCCCAGAUUAAGGCACACCCUUGGACUAAGGUGAGUCAACAGGUAUUCCGGCCGCGUACGCCUCCCGAGGCCAUCGCUCUGUGCUCUCGUCUAUUGGAGUACACGCCCACAGCUCGCCUCACACCUCUGGAAGCCUGCGCACACUCUUUCUUCGACGAGCUGCGCGAACCCAACGUCAAACUGCCCAACGGGAGAGAGAAGCCCUCCCUCUUCAACUUCACCACCCAAGAAUUGUCCAGUAAUCCCUCUCUGGCCUCCAUACUCAUCCCUGCCCAUGCCCGCAGCCAGGCCGCCGCCUCUACCCCAACCAAUGCCUCUGCCACCACAGAUGGCAGCAGCACAGAGCGAGGUCCCAGCAACACCACCGCCUCUGCCUCAGCCUCCAACUCCACCUCCUGAGUCCACACACACCACUUGCCCUGCCCCGGUCUUAGCCCCAGCCCCACAGCCUUGCCGUUGCCCCAGCCUGGGGGUGAGCUCUGCUCAGCUCUGCUCUGCCCUGCUCUCCCCCCUGACAGCAGCGGAGUGAUGCUGAUGCAGUCAUGGUUCAACAGCUAGACAACAGCCCUUACAACGCAAACCACAAACACAAACCGAUCAUCCCCUAAUCUGCCUCUGUUAUCUCCCGACUGGCCCCCUCUCAUCCAGCUGUUUGAACUGUACUCCAUCCUUCCUCACUGACAUCUGUCCGUGCUCUUCCAAAUGGGGAAACAAUGUGCAGGGCCAAAGGUGUUGUCGACUGUACUAUUGAUAAAAGUACACCGUACAUGUAUACACACAAUGCUAGCCUGCUAAUGUUUGUAAGUGGACAAUCUGUAGAAAAAAAGUCCUAAGCUUUUUCCCCUGUCCCUGACUCCUUUUGUCCUCCCUUGCAUUGGUCUAUUUUUCUGCAUCCUCAUCCUGUGAUCUCAGACCCCCAACCCCACCCCUCCUCCUUUGGUUCCUCCUGUAGUGCAUGGCCUGAGUAUGGUUAGGAUCGCCUGGGGGCGGGGACACCGCACCCCCUCACACUUCUCACCUCCACCUCCGUAAACAAGGCAUGAGGCUCACGCACGCGUAUACAAACACACAAACACACAUACACACACGUGAAACGCACACACAUGCAGACACUCAUGAAACACACACACAAACCGAUGCAUGACGAUCCUUAUGUAUGUGGGGAAAGCAGUCCAUUUGUUGGGGCUAAGCUUAGACAGGUUGUUUUUUUUGUUUGUUUGUUUUUCCCCUUGCCUGGGGUUUGUUUUUAAAUGGUUAGUCCGCUGUUUUACUCGAACCUCGCUUGUGUUCUUUUGUUUUCGUAAUUCAGGGCAGAUGUUUUAUCGGAUUGCCAUGUGCGAUGGAUGUGACAUGUAUCUGGUCCUGUGUGCUUGUAUAAUAUAUACAUACAAUACAAAACAAACAUGCAUACAUACACAGUUUAUAUAUUACUUUUCCUUAUGUAUAAAAAGUAUAUAUAGAUAUAUGUAUAUUAACUACAAUGGUUCAGAAAUCAGUUAUGGUGAGCUCAUAUCUGGCAGAGCAGUGGCAAUAUUUGCCGCUGCCUGAAGACGAUAGAUUUAGAUUUGGUGGGGUUUCGUUUUUUUCAGUCUGUUGCUGGAGUGUGGUUAGAUUCCAGCAGUCACUUCUCUCUUCUCCUGUGUUUGUAUUACGGUUGUAUAUGGAUUUAGGGCACUGCUCUAUUCCCCAUUCUGUACACCGACUGUUUGUGUGACAGUUCAGACAGUUCUCUAGACAUCUUACCUUGUCUAGAUCUUCCUCUUUGCCUCUGUAAAGAAUUACAAGAUGUUCUUCAACACUUUUCUUUCCUUUUGAGCGAUCUUAGUGAUGGUCCUUGGCUUCACCACUGACUUCCUCAUGUGUUGUGACCACUGACUCAAGUGUUAUAGCCUAGCCUUCGUUCUCCUUCACCUGCCUCACAUAGAGCCACUCGGUACAGUCUGUCAAAGCGUCUUAUUUACAGAGAAUAUUCACCACACCGAGAAAAAGAAAAAAGAAAGAAAACAAAACGAUAAAUAUAAAAGCUGAAGUUGUAUAUACAGUAUAAAUGCUCCUCACCAAAAUCCUGACUUGUAUGUUGUUUUUUUAUGUUAUGUUGAUUAUUUUUCCCAUGUUGUGUUCAAGAUAUAUAUACAUAUAUAUGUGUGUAUAUAUAUGUAUAUAUAUAUGCAGACCCAUGUACUGUUUAUGAGCAAAAACAAAGAUGACAAAGGGUAGAGAAAGAUAUUAAAAAAAAGAAAAAAAAGAGAAAAAAACAGAAUCAGGUGAUGUUGUUUUUGGAUAUUGUAGAUGAUGAUAAUGAUGAUCAGCUUUAUCCAGCCAUAUGUUCAAUCUUACCUGUACAGUACAGUAGAUGACAGCUGUAUUAUUGUAACAAGAACUAGUCAUGUAUAGUGUAACUAUAGUUUGGAGUGCCUUUGCUUUCAUACACCUUCGCCUUGUUUACCUAUCCCCCCCCCCCAACCCAGUCCAUGACACCCCGUCCACUCACCCACCCUAAUAUUGUGACUCUCCCUUUGGUGCUGUUGAAUGUCCUACAAUACACACACACACACACGCGCACACACUCUUCCAGUUGAUUUCCCCCACUCUUCCCUCUUUUCAUUGCACAUUUAACGUCAUAUACAGAUAUUGUUAAUUGUAAGGAUAUUUUUCUCCUUAACUGAAUUAAGAUUAAGUCAACAAGUGUUUAUUUUAAAUAGAUAUUUUAUCUUGGACUCACAUGCACACACACACACAUGUAUACACCACAGUCCUAGCACAGACCCCCGGGCAUGUAUUAUGUGGUGUGCAGGGGUGGUGUUGUGGAUGGCAGCAGGGUUUUUUUUUUUGUUUUGUUUUUGUUUGUUUUAAAUGAAAGGCCUCAUAUACUGUAUAUGUACAAUACAGUACCGUUUCUGUAUUACUCACAGUGUUGGUUCUGUUACCAAAGCCAAACUAUGAUGUAGUUGUGAUGAGCCAUCCUCAGAGGCAAUAAUAUAUUCUGACUCUUCUUCUCUCUGGAUAUUUUGUUGUUUCUCUGUCCUUUUGCGUGUCUUUCCUCCUCCCUGUCUGCAUAUUCAGGGGGGGAUUCAGUAGCACCUAAAGGGGUUGAGUCAUGUAGCCUUUAUCCUGUCUCCUGCUUGCUGUAAUUUUGCAUUCAUGAACGUGUUGCUUCCCUCCACCAGAAAGUCUGACCACUUCACCCCACCCCUUAAGUCCAGUUCAAUGAAAAACCACAAAUGCUACCAAAAAAAAGAAGACAAACAAGUAUAUAUGUUAGUAUAUUAUUGUACUAGCAUGUAUGCUAGUUUAAUAUGCUAAGUGGGUUUAACUGGGGUUAAAGAAGAGAAAAAUAAUAGAAAAUACUACAAAAACAUCCUGUAUAACAGUACUAUUACUUGAAUGCCUCUGUUUGUGACUGAAAUUUUUAUUUCUUUUUUUUUUCUCCCCUUUUUUUUGUUCUGUGAAGGUAUGCUAAAUGUGCACCUCUGUAAAUAUUCCCCCUGCGUGCUCUGAGGAAUAGUUCCCUGGUACUGUAAUUUGCAUUAAAUAAAGAGUAGGAUAGCCUGGAAAUGAUAA